Prorocentrum cordatum is the source of this 1125-nucleotide messenger RNA. The record is from the annotation of a GenBank genome assembly. NCBI's taxonomy places the organism in Eukaryota, Dinophyceae, Prorocentrales, Prorocentraceae.
AUGGACAAGAUUCUUGUGCCCAUGCCCGGCGGGGGCAGCCAGCAGAGUGCAACCGUGACGAACGACGGUGCGACCAUCUUGAAGUCCCUGUGGAUCGAUAACCCUGCUGCGAAGAUCUUGGUGGAUAUAUCCAAGACGCAGGACGCAGAGUGCGGGGACGGUACUACCUCCGUUGUCGUCCUGGCGGCAGAAAUGUUGCGGAAUGCGCAGAUGCUCGUGGAGCAGAGGAUGCACCCCCAGGUCAUCAUCAAGGGCUAUCGCCUGGCGCUCGCCGCUGCGCGGGAGACGCUCGAGGGCAUGGCGACAGACAACGGGACCGACCCUGUCGCGUUCCGGGAAGAUCUGCUGAAGAUUGCGCGGACAACUCUGAGCUCGAAGUUGCUGAAGCACGAGAAGGAACAUUUUGCAACGCUGGCUGUGGACGCAGUGCUGCGGUUGAAGGGCGGACCAAAUUUAGAUUAUAUCCAGGUCAUCAAGAAGCCAGGUGCUUCUCUCAAGGAUUCCUUCCUGGAGGAGGGGUUCAUCCUCGAGAAGAAGAUCGGGGUAGGGCAUUCAAAGGUGCUCACCGAUUGCAAGAUCAUGGUGGCAAAUUGCCAGAUGGACACAGACAAGAUAAAGAUCUACGGCGCACGCGUCAAGACGGAUUCAUUCGAAGCCGUCGCCGAAAUAGAGAAGGCUGAGAAGGACAAGAUGAGAACCAAGGUUGAGAAGAUCUGCAAGCACGGCUGCAACGUGUUUAUCAACCGCCAGCUCAUCUACAACUACCCCGACCAGAUCUUCAAGGAGAGCGGUGUGAUGGCCAUCGAGCACUCGGACUUCGAGGGAAGCGAACGCCUGGCAGCGGUGCUCGGUGCCGACAUCGUGUCCACGUUCGACAACCCAGAGCUCGUCAAGCUCGGCUACUGCAAGCAGAUAUCCGAGAUGAUGAUCGGCGAAGAUAAGGUCAUCAAGUUCUCCGGCUGCUCGCAGGGCGAGGCCUGCACCAUCAUCCUGCGCGGCGCCUCCACGCACAUCCUGGACGAGGCCGAGCGCUCGCUGCACGACGCGGUGGCCGUGCUGUUCCAGACGGUGCAGGAGACGCCCGACGGCGCGACUCGCGGACGAAGAGCGCGCGCUCGCUUCUAA